Molecule: messenger RNA, 1147 nt
Organism: Musca vetustissima
Lineage: Eukaryota; Metazoa; Arthropoda; Insecta; Diptera; Muscidae
Product: MKI67 FHA domain-interacting nucleolar phosphoprotein
Exons: 4
Coding region: 2-1147 (381 amino acids)
Biological process (GO): maturation of LSU-rRNA from tricistronic rRNA transcript (SSU-rRNA, 5.8S rRNA, LSU-rRNA)
Cellular component (GO): nucleolus
Molecular function (GO): RNA binding
Source: RefSeq, a predicted model, not a curated record
AAUGGCACCGGUUAUUAAACAAAAAACAAAGAAAUCCCCUAAAAAGGAAGAAUCUGCCGCAAAUAAGGAAACUGUAGUAUCUUCACAGCUUCAAAAGAAAAUCAACAAACAACAAGCCAAGAAAAAGGAUGAUCGUGGUGUUGUUUUCAUCAAACACUUGCCUCAUGGUUUCUUUGAACAACAGUUGAAAAAUUAUUUCGAACAAUUUGGUAAGGUGACAAGAUUGCGAUUGGCCCGCUCCAAGAGAACUGGCAACAGCAAAGGUUAUGCCUUUGUGGAAUUCGAAUAUCCCGAGGUUGCACAAGUUGCCGCCGAAACUAUGGAUAAUUAUUUGAUGUUUAAGAAACUUGUCAAAGCCGCUUACAUACCACCAGAGAAACAACAAUACAACUAUUUCAGAUCCACAGUGCGACAAAUUAAAAAUAAGUCUGGAAAAACUGUGUGGGUGUCGAGUAAAACCGCUUCGGUACAACGUAAAAUGAAACAACACAACGAUUGGUCCGAGGAGAACUUCACCAAACGUACCACCAAACAGCUAAAGAAAUUGCAGAAAAUGGCAAAGAAAUGUGAACAUCUUGGCAUCGAUAUUAAUAAAAUCAUAAUUGAACCUAAACUAAAAAGUGAUGAUAAUGCUGCUGGCAGCUCUAAAUCGUCGAAAAGGAAAAGUGAAAAGCAGCCCACGGAUGAGAAGAAAUCAAAGAAACAACCAAAAUUGGAAGAUUUAUUAGGUAAUACCAUACAAGAGGAUUCUGAAGAUGAAGAUUACAUUGCAAUGGGUGAGGAUGACGAUGAACAAUCAUCCGAUGAAGAAUCCUAUGGAUUCCUUAAAGAAGAUGACGAUGAUGAUGAAGAGGACGACAAGGAACAGAAACCCGUUAAACCAACUAAAAAGACUAAAACCAAUUUUAGCAAAUCUUUAAAGGAUUCAAAUAUUGAACGUUUCGAUCAGAUGCUUAAACGUAAACCACACACCGGUGGCAUACAAAAGCCAACAAAGAAACUUGUUAAACCUGCCGUUGUUUCGAAACCCAAAAAUAAAAUGCAAAUUAAUGCAGCAAAGGAGUUAGCUAAACCUUUUACAAAGGUCCAAGGAAAGAAUGCAAAAAAUGCUGGUAAAGCGUUAAAGAAAUCUAAAAAAGUUAAAUAG